Molecule: messenger RNA, 6436 nt
Organism: Periophthalmus magnuspinnatus
Lineage: Eukaryota; Metazoa; Chordata; Actinopteri; Gobiiformes; Gobiidae
Gene: igf2bp2a
Product: insulin-like growth factor 2 mRNA binding protein 2a
Exons: 16
Coding region: 243-2075 (610 amino acids)
Biological process (GO): nervous system development; regulation of gene expression
Cellular component (GO): nucleus; cytosol; cytoplasm
Molecular function (GO): mRNA 3'-UTR binding
Source: RefSeq, a predicted model, not a curated record
GGUGCUUGUUGGCUCCAGAGUAGCGUCGUAACGACACUUUUUUCUCCAGUCCCUGUUAAAAGAGUUUGACCAGGGCCAGAGUUGGUGCUGGGGGGUCGCUGAUAUAAGCUUUCCCGGGGGGCACUUGCAGCGUUUUUCCCAGCAGAUUUUUUAUUUUUAUUUUAUUAUUAUUUUUAUUUUUGUACUUCUGUAUAUCGCCACUCAAGAUCUGAUACCCCUACGAGAUUUUUCCCUUUCAGAUCAUGAACAAACUAUAUGUUGGGAAUUUAAGUCCUUCGGUCACUGUCGAGGACUUGAAGGAGCUGUUUGGGGAAAGGAAGCUGCCAGUGGCCGAGCAGGUCUUUCUGAAAACGGGCUAUGCUUUUGUGGACUUCCCCGACCAGAACUCGGCCAUAAAGGCUAUAGAGACUUUAUCUGGUAAAGUUGAAUUGCACGGAAAGGUGAUAGAGGUAGACUACUCGGUUCCCAAAAAACUAAGGAGUCGGAAGAUCCAGAUCCGAAACAUCCCGCCGCAUUUACAGUGGGAGGUUUUGGACGGCCUUCUAGCUCAGUAUGGUACUGUCGAAAAUGUGGAACAAGUGAACACUGACACAGAAACAGCAGUCGUGAAUGUUACAUACGCUACCAAGGAGGAAGCUAAAGAAGCCAUUGAGAAGUUGUCAGAGCACCAGUGUGAGGACUACUGCUUCAAGGUUUCCUACAUCAUGGACAUGGAUGCUGCUCCGGCCAUGCAGACCCCUCGCUCCAGGCGCGGGGGCCGGCCGUCCCGGGACCAGGGGACCCCCCAACCCGGGCCCUCAGGAUGUUACGGAGGUCCCCGCCCCAGAUCGCAGGACUUCCCCCUGCGCAUGCUCGUGCCUACUCAGUUUGUGGGGGCCAUCAUCGGCAAGGAGGGCCUCACCAUCAAGAAUGUCACCAAACAGACACAGUCAAAAGUGGACGUUCAUCGUAAGGAAAAUGCAGGUGCGGCGGAGAAGCCCAUCACCAUCCACUCGACUCCUGAGGGCUGCUCUGCUGCCUGUCGAAUGAUCCUGGAGAUCAUGCACAAGGAGGCCAGCGAGACCAAGACGACAGAGGACAUCCCUCUGAAAAUCCUGGCCCACAACUGCCUGGUGGGCCGGCUCAUCGGGAAGGAGGGGCGCAACCUGAAGAAGAUCGAGGAAGAGACAGGGACCAGAAUUAAUAUCUCCUCGUUAUUUGAAAUGGCUUAUUGCAACCCGGAGAGGACCAUAGUGGUGAAGGGCACUCUGGAGGACUGUUGCCGAGCUGAGAAGGAGAUCAUGAAGAAGCUGCGAGAGGCCUAUGAGAAUGACGUUGCUGCUAUCCAUCAACAUGCACACCUAAUGCCAGGCAUGAACCUGAACACUCUGGGCCUAUUAUCCGGUCUGCCCAUGCUGCCUACUGCAGCCGGACCCCGAGGUGCAGUGCCCCCUGUGCCCGCUGCAGGGUACAACCCUUUCAUGAGUCACCCUUCACAUCUCAGCAGCAUGUACGGGGUUCCUUCAGGAAGUGCCAUCUCCAACCAGCACUCACAACAGGCUCCAGAACAGGAGGUUGUCUACCUCUUUAUUCCAACUCAGGCGGUCGGGGCCCUCAUUGGCAAGAAGGGUCAGCACAUCAAACAUCUCGCCCACUUCGCUGGAGCUUCCAUUAAGAUUGCACCAGCCGAAAACCCAGAUGUGCACUUAAGGAAGGUCAUCAUUACAGGAACGGCAGAGGCUCAGUUUAAGGCUCAAGGUCGGAUAUUUGGUAAGCUGAAAGAAGAGAAUUUUUUCUCACCGAAGGAGGAAGUCAAACUGGAGACGCAUAUCAAGGUUCCCUCGUCUGCAGCGGGCAGGGUCAUUGGCAAAGGUGGUAAGACGGUAACAGAGCUGCAGAAUCUUACAAGUGCAGAAGUUAUUGUACCGCGGGACCAAACUCCGGAUGAGAAUGACGAGGUGUUUGUGAAAAUCAGUGGACAUUUCUAUGCCAGUCAGACUGCUCAGAGGAAGAUUCGGGAGAUCGUUCAGCAGGUCAAACAACAGGAGCAGAAGCACCAGUCAAGCGGCACAGUGUCACCGCACCACGCCAAGUGACCCCCACCCGGCUCCAGCAGGCACCAGCCAUUGAAUGUAGCCCUCCCACGGACUGACCUCCCACACGGGCCACGGCCAAGGGGACUGGCAGGGCCGACCAGCACCGGGAUCAAACCAAAGAACUUCUGGAGGGAAACAAGUGAGAGCCAAAGGCUGAGGGCACUGUGUGCACUGCCAGCCCUGUGAGAGUCGGACACGCCGUACUGAUACGAAAAUAACACAAAAAAGACCAAAAAAAUCUACAAGACAGGUGGAAAAGGUGGAAACUGUUGUCUUCACAUAAAAACAGAAAUAGUGUCGCCCAGCAUAACGUUAUCUCUUCAGUUGGAUUAACAUAGGCCUAACAUCCAGAUAAAGCAUUGGUACUAACAUAUUUGUGAUUUGUUUUGGUUUAGAAAAAGAGCAGAAGACAAUGGACACCUUCGCUCCUCGGAGCUGGAGAGAAGUUCAAGUUUCCUUAGCAGUAUUAAUGCAGAGUAGAUGAGUAUACUGACACACACUAGGCCUGCACUGUUGUUUGUAUUGAAAUGACAGUGGGACUUGGUGUCCUUUUGAACAUGUUGGUUGUUUCAGACACUGACUGAGCUGCGACAGCCAGCUUUUCCCUUGUUUCUCUUUGAAAACUGAGACAACCCUGAAGUAUAAAUCUAGUGACUGAGUCUUUGUAACAAGCCUGUGUGUGUGCCAACGCAAAAGAUAACGUCCCCUCAUCACUCAGCUAAUGCUACCAUCGUUCAUUUAUCCUCCAAAUCACAUUUCUCACCGCGCGCUCUCAUCUGCUAUGUUUCAAAAUUAUUCUUUAUUGUCUGCUAACAUGUUGUUUUUCUGUAGCCUUUCGAUAACAUCAAACUGACUGCCACUUUUGCUCAACAGAGGUUAAUGCAGAGAUUUUAUUUUCCACCAGUCCUGUCAUCCUCCCAUGCUAUUCAGGAGACUGUAUCUACAUUCAUGCUUAUCGUCCUGCAAAAUAUAUGAAAAUCCAAAGUAUAUAGAAUCAUAGGGGGACAUCUUGUUUGACGAUCAUGUAAAAGAAAAGACGUCUUAAAAGAAUCGGUGCACUUUGCUUGUUCCCAGGUGACUUUGAAUGUGCACCUUGGCGCGCUCAGCCUUACGGGCCACAGAGGAGGCAGGAGGCAGUGGUCAGGGAGCGGUGGAGUGGCAGUAGGGGGGCGGGGGGAGGGAGCUCUGGGGGUGGUAGUUUUUGGGAGGGAGCACUGUAUGACCUGUGGCACACACAAUCCCGGCCACAGCGUUUGGCUUUAACCCUCUCUUGUCAGGGAGCUUUCUCAAAUGGGCAUGACAGCUGUGAAUGUAUGAUAUGCAGCCUUUUUUUAGAGACUCUGGUCCCUGUGGUGUCCAGCGGUGGGCCCCCUGCUUGGGGCAGCAGGAGCAGUGUCCAGUGGUGGGUCCACUGCUGGAGCGGCAGGUGCGGUGUCCCCUCUGUGUGUUACUAUGGAGAUAUGGAAAAGCGCGUUGCCUUAUUUUGUCAUCUUAAAACAUCACUAUCAGCUUCAUCUUCCAACACAGGUUAUUGCCAAUACGCACAGCUUCCCCCGUGUGCGCGGUGUGUGUACGUAUGUGUGUGCGUGUAUAUAUAUAAAAAAGAGAGAGUAAUAUUUAUGAAUCUAUUUUUUUCCUAUUUUGUGAUGAGAGCUAUUGAUAAGAAACAAAAGAAAACAAAGUCCUUUUCUUUUCCUCAGUGGGACACUGCCAUAUUAUUUUGAAGGGAAGUGUUUAUUUUCUUGAAAACGAGACUAUGAAUAAUGAAAAUAAUAAUAUAAAAAUCUGAAAAAAUGGGAGAACAGUGAAGUGACCAGUGUGUGAACUUUGGUCCGACGUGAACAGUGCGCAUGUCAGUAUUGUGAUCUACCUCAGGCUUCAGGGUACCUCAGUCCUAUCUGUCAUUUCCCCUUUUCCACAUUUUGUAUGCCUUGUUAACUAAUCAUUUGAAGCGUUUUUAAUUUUUCUUUUUUAAUGAAAAAAAUAACAAAAAGAACAAGAGAAAGAUCUACAGUAAUCUCCAAACUCUUCAGGUCCAGACACCUAGUGACCUUCAUAAGGGUAGUGCUGGACUGUCAGCCUGGACACAUCCUGUGUAUGACACAAGCUUGCAGCAGGGGCUUAGGGGUACAGGCCUGUCACACAUGGUUCUGAAAGUGGAUGUUGUGUACUGAAUUCACCUAGAUCUCUGUUGUUAAAGGAGAAGGAAGAGACUGAGUUUGACUGACUUGCCAGUGUUAUCUGUUCCAUGAGAAGCUCUUUUCAUUAAACCUAAACUGUAGCCCAUAGAGUAAAGCACUGAGCGGGACACAUUCAGCUGUGGUGCACCUGUCUGGCCAGGAGAGGCACAUCAGAUCAAUAUGUUUUGAAGCACAAGAAUACUUUCUUUUUGUCACUGCUGGUACUUGCUGGACGUUAGUCCAAAACAAAAACAUCUGAGCCAUAUACCUUUAGGGUGAUGGUUGAUCGUUAGGUAAAGUAACAAAAGCAAAAAUAUGAGAAACAAGUUUUGGGUGAAGUUUUUUUUUGACAAAACCUAACCUUGGUUUGUGAAUAGGAAGAUAAGAAAAUUAGUAGAGCACUAUUUUGUUUCUAAAAGUUUCAAAAGAUCUUUAUGCAAAGCAUAUUGUUAUUGUCCUGUCAAAGUGUCACUUACUUCUCCUUUAAUUUAAAACUUAACAACUGUACCUCCUGUUUUCCCAACUGUACCUCCAGGUUUUUCAAGACUUUUUACAACAACAGUACAAAUGUCGUGAUUAUUUUCUAAUAACUUCCUGUACUUACCAGCUCUAUUUGAUAAAACCGAACCACAUACUCUGGGCUUGAUUUUGAAGAAGCUGCAAAAUACACUGACAAGACUUUGGCAAAAAUAGCUUAAAAACCCAGUCGUCUGUGUAGAAUGUAGACUCUUAACAAUGUCACUGUGUUCAAGACAACUGUAUAUCUGUAAACAUGUACAAUAGCCACACAGCCAGAUAACCAUCGUCUCUCAUUAGGUAACACUUCUGCAAUGUGGGAGAUUCCUACAUCUAUUUUUUUUUUCUUAUCGUGCUGUAAAUUUGAGAAUUACCUCUUGUGAAUCCAACGCUGACUUAGUUACUAAACCAAUAACCUAGUAAAAGUUAGUGCUCAUUUUUAUUUUGAAGGGCAAAUUUUGUAGUCAUCAGAUGAGGUUUUAUUUUCUCGUCCCAAAUGAACACAAAUAAGCUGAAAUAAAACUACCAAGGUCUAAUGUCACAAAAUGCCUGAGGUCCUCGUCAAUAGGCCUCUCCUCAGCCGAAACAGUACCUCAUUCUGAUACUAGCUCACCAAACCAGAUUGCUAUCAUUUAACAUGCAGUAAAGUAGGUAUAAGGUGCUUGUACUGCGAUGCAUGACUUUGCUAUAUUAGAGCAUGUUUCUUUAAAGCCGCACUGGAUUUGUUAAAACUUGUCUUCUAGAGGAAUAGCCAGAUCUCCCAGUCUUGUCUUGUGCUUCUGGAUAAGUUUAGCAGCCAAAUUUAUCAAGGCGAAACUUUGUCAAUGAUAUAACCUUUUGUUUUUCCAAGGACUUGGUGUUUUAGUUUUGUGGGGUGUUGCUAUUGUAUUCGGUACCAGAAUAAACCACACAGUUUCACACAUCACUGAAAGAUGUUGUUAGUCAUAUCGCACGGUGGUUGGAUAGUUUAGUUUUUUGUUUUAUUAAUCUGGUUUUCAUUUAAUAAUCUACCAUAGUCUGAUAAAAGUAGCCGGGAUUCUUUGCUUUGAAUAUUCAUUCCUGUUAGGUCACUACUACCACAACUAGCAGUUUUGAAAAUAUAUAUACAUACUCUAGCAGAUUUUGGGAAUAGGAAUGGAAAGCUGUACUGACUUGUGAUGCAAAGUAGUGGAACAGUAGAAGUCUCCAGUUCUGAUCGUGAGAGAAAAGAGGGGAAAUUGUACAGCGUAGGUUUUGAAGGACUGGUUAAGUUUGGUGAGAUGUAUGCAGAGCUGCAGCAGUGUUUUUGGAUUAUUUUUCUGUGUAAGGAGAAACACGACGCAUCGCAUGAGACUGUACUGUAGGCACAUGAGCACUAGAUUUUCAAUCAAAUGGAUCCAUCUUUAUACCUGCAUUUCACCAUUUAUGUUUCCUCUGCCAUAGAAGUAUUAUCACUGAAAUGAGUACAGCGUCUAUGGUUACAGCCCUCAAUUCCUACAUUUUCCUUGAGUCACAAGGUCCUAAACGCCUCAACAUAAUCGUGGUGGUCUGCCGGAAACGCAUCUGUUUGAUCGUCUUGUUGUAAAUAGAUGCCUUUCCGGUGAUGGCCACGCUCUUGUUUUGAGUUGUGAGUGAACUGUAUUGCUGAGCAACCUGGAUCUGAGCAAUAAAGACUAUUUGAAAGAA